CCGGCACUGUUGAUGUUGACACUAGGCCGAAGCCGACGCCGCUGUCAGACGACCCCCGCCCCCCUCGUCCUACCGCUCCGUAGCCGCGAGGGAGAAAGGAGGGAAAGGACCGCUCGGGCUUCACCGCCUCACUCAGGCGCCUCCCCGGAUGGAGGGCUCGAUUCGCCGUCUCUUCCGCCUCCCCGCUGAGCUGUGGGGGUGAACGCGAGAGGCUGUGAUCGAUCCUGUCAUCCGGGCAUUUUCUUUUUCUUCUUCGUUUACCGGCCUCGCCGCCGCCCCCCCCCCUUAGCCCUCCUCAUCCGGGAACUCGGCGUGUGCCUUAGCCUCCUUCAUCCGGGCACUCGGCGUGUCCCCGAGCCCUCUCCAUCCGGGGCCCUGCUCGCUCUGACCUGCCGGCCGCCCUUCCAUCCGGGUCCCUCUCGCCUCACCUGUCCGCCCUCGCCCUCCAUCCGGGUCCUCCGCGCCCCCCCCCCCGGGCCUCCCCUCAGCGGCCCUGCCCCGCCGGCUGCCGUCAUGACCAUCCUGCCCAAGAAGAAGGCCUGCCCGGCGGCGGGGGACGGGGACCGGGACCCGCCGGGCUCUCGCGGGGGCGUCGCGGGCGGCCCCGGGGGCCCGGGCGGCGUGGGGGGCCCGGACUCCCGCGGCUGCCCGGGCGCUGACUCCCACCCGCGCGGGCCCGGCGGAGGCGUGGGGGGCGGCGGGGGGCCCGGGGACGCGCACUCGGGCCGCGGCGGCGCGCGCCCCCGGGCCUCGCCGCCGCCCCCGCCGCCGCGCUGGGGGCUGCCCCCCGCCGCCGGCUCCCCGCCGCCGCCCGCCUCGGGCGUGGGGGCGGGCGGCGACGGGCCGGGGCUGGGCCUGCUGGACCCCGGGGUGGUGGGCGAGGCGCGGGGCGGGGUGGGCGGCGGCUGCUGCUCCGGGCCCGGCCACAGCAAGCGGCGGCGGCGGGGGGGGCCCGGCGGCGGGCUGGGGCUCGGCGGGGCUGCGGGGCCCGGCGGCGGCGGCGGCAACAGCCCCGAGCAGGACGAGGCCGGCGCCGGCUACAACAGCGAGGACGAGUACGAGACGGCGGCGGCCCGCAUCGAGAGCAUGGACCCGGCCACGGUGGAGCAGCAGGAACACAGAUUCGAGAAGGCGCUGAGAGAGAAGAAAGGGUUCAUCAUAAAACAGAUGAAGGAAGACGGGGCCUGCUUGUUCCGGGCUGUGGCUGACCAGGUAUAUGGUGACCAAGACAUGCAUGAAGUGGUCAGGAAGCACUGUAUGGAUUACCUGAUGAAGAACGCUGAUUACUUCUCCAAUUAUGUGACAGAAGAUUUCACCACUUAUAUCAACCGGAAGCGGAAAAACAACUGUCAUGGCAACCACAUCGAGAUGCAGGCUAUGGCAGAAAUGUACAACCGACCUGUGGAGGUUUACCAGUAUGGCACAGAGCCCAUUAACACUUUCCACGGCAUCCAUCAGAAUGAGGAUGAGCCCAUCCGGGUGAGCUAUCACCGCAACAUACAUUACAACUCCGUGGUGAACCCCAACAAGGCUACAAUUGGGGUGGGGCUGGGGCUGCCGUCUUUCAAGCCGGGGUACGCAGAGCAGUCCUUGAUGAAGAAUGCAAUCAAGACGUCGGAGGAGUCGUGGAUCGAGCAGCAGAUGCUGGAAGACAAGAAGCGAGCAACAGACUGGGAGGCAACCAACGAGGCCAUCGAGGAGCAGGUUGCCCGGGAGUCUUAUUUGCAAUGGCUGCGGGACCAGGAAAAACAGGCCAGACAGCCUCGUAAAGCCAGUGCUACCUGCAGCUCUGCCACAGCAGCCGCAGCCAGCGGCUUGGAAGAAUGGAGUGGCCGCUCCCCUCGUCAGCGCAGCUCAGCGUCUUCCCCGGAGCACCCAGACCUGCACAAUGAGUUGAACGCUGCCAAGCCAGCCUCUCCCGGAAGCACCGGAGCUCUAGCACUUACCAAACCCCCCUCGCCUUGUGCCCCUGGUACGAGUAGCCAGCUGUCAGCCGGUGGUGGCCGAGCAACCCCUCCCUUAGUGUCAUUGUAUCCGGCCCUGGAGUGCCGGGCAAUCAUGCAACAGAUGUCCCCCACGGCAUUCGGCCUGAGCGACUGGGACGACGACGAAAUCCUGGCGUCGGUGCUAGCCGUGUCGCAACAGGAGUACUUGGAAAGCAUGAAGAAGAGUGCCCUGCACAGAGACAGUGGUGCCGACAAGAGUUGAUAACUCGCUUGCACCCCCCGCCCCCCCGUGUGCUCGCCUGACACCCCUUAGGUGCAUGUUUUGGCAGGAAGGAUGAUGAUACCUGGGACCCCUCCCCUCUUCCGCUGCUGCUGCUGAUCCACGCUCCUUCAGCUGCUCUGUGCUCCCCCACUAUGAGCUCUCUGUGUCUGACCCCCCCCUCCGGUGCGUGGGGGGGACGGAGCAAGAGAGGGACAGGACCCUCCUCCACGAGGAGCUGGAAGACGCACAAACUGGGGCAUGCUGGGCUUCCCCCUUCAUCAGCUGUUCCUGCAUUAUUCAAUGAAAAGAUUGACCCGGUCCUAAGUGAGCUCUCCCUGCUUGGGGAGUGGGUGGCUGUAGUUUGGGGAGGGGGACGGAAGCUGGAUUUGGGGCUGGCGAAGGAGGGAAACUUUGCCCGCGAGGGUCGCCCCCUCUCUUUCCUUCCCCCGGAUGCCGGGAUUGUAGUAAACUGGGGAGGGGGAGGGGGGUUUGACAGUGUGCUGCCCUCUCCUCCCCUUUCCACUGGUGUCUUGCCUCCUGCGGGGAAGGACAGCAGGACAUUAGGCCCUCGUCCUGCAGCUGUUUAAAUCGCACAGCCUUCAUCACUGAGGAGUUCUGCUUCUCUCUGCUAGAGCCACCUGGAUUGCUGUACCUUUCUCCUCUUCUUUCCAUCUCUGUGCACUCACCUGUCGGCUCACCUGCGGCGCCUGGCCUCCACAGAGCCCUGCCGCUCCUCCGGCUCUCACUGUUUCCAGCUCUGUGGCCUCCCGGCUACCACUGCUGUGGUCGUUGGCCUUUUGUCGUUUCUCCUGCUGCCGCCUCUUCCACUCUCCCUGUGCCUAGCAGCAGGGGGGACGCCGCUCACAUCUCUCAGUAUGACUACUCCGCUGGCAGCCGGCCCGGCCUUAAUAGCAGAAUGCCAAGGGCGGUGUGGGCUGACGGAAGGUCCAAACGAUGGGAGGGUGGAGGUGACAGCCUCAAGGGUGGACAGGCCAGAAGCCCUCCUGUGGGAAGUACACCUUGAAUCCCAGGGUAAGGACCAGUUCCAACAGGGGUGCUGCCUGCCGGCUGCUAGACCAUUGGUGCAAAACUACUCCUUGAAAGGAAGCCUCCUGCAACUUGACCUCUUUCAGGCGUGGCGUCUUCCUUGCUUCUGCUGUGGCUCUAGCCCACCCAGUGUGACCUUCCGAAUCGCCAAGCUGGGACUGAAGCAGCUCUCUCUGGCCGUCCUUUUCAGGGAAGGGCCCAACAGCAGCUGCCACCUGCUCCUGCCCCUUUACGCCAAGGCUGAGGUCCCAGAAGGGGCGGGAGUUGGUGACAUUUCCGCCCCGUCACCUUCGGAAGAUUCCAAGAGGCAGUUUUGCGGAGCAAGGGGCUGUCUUGCUGCUAUAGGAAAAACCGAUCCAGGAAGCCCCUUAGAAGACUGGUUUUGAAAUAAUCUGGUGCCUGAAAUAAAGUAUGGGCAGAGUUGACCUCCUGCACUACUCCUCUCUUUCUCUGUCUCUGUCUCUGCCCUCCCCUCCCCCUUUUAGCCUCUGAGGUUGGUGGUUAUAAGUCCUUUGUACAGACAGAGAACUGAUGCUGCGGAAGGCAGCAAAAACCCUUGAGGCCUCUCUUGCUAAACUGUACGCUUUCUGGUGCCCAGGAAACUCCCCCUUUUUUUGCUUGCCCAGGUGCUCCAGCUCUCUCAUGCCCUUCUCCUCUCUCCCCCACCCCCACCCCCAGUAUGGACAUGGAGCCUUGCUCGUCCCCCAUAUGCUGGUUUCUUACCAGUUAGAAACUCAAGAUGCCUUGACCGGGAAUGCCAAAUUCUGCAAGGCUAGUGUAAGCAGAGUAAAUUAUGUAAAUAUUACAUUUAUUUGAUCUAGUUAAAGCAAUCAAAUAGAUUUUGAGAUAUAUUAAAUGGAGAAUGCGUA
This is a messenger RNA of Eublepharis macularius, 4124 nucleotides long. It is a transcript of the gene OTUD5, whose product is annotated as OTU deubiquitinase 5. The transcript is spliced from 9 exons. Gene Ontology annotation, biological process: protein deubiquitination. The record is from RefSeq and is a predicted model, not a curated record. Gene Ontology annotation, molecular function: cysteine-type deubiquitinase activity; K63-linked deubiquitinase activity. The coding region runs from base 514 to 2208 and encodes 564 amino acids. Lineage: Eukaryota; Metazoa; Chordata; Lepidosauria; Squamata; Eublepharidae.